AUGGCGGAGAAAAAACAAAGGACGGCAGACUUGUCAAUUGGCGCAUCGACACGGCCACCGCUGAAGAAUCAGGACAGCGACAAGGACUUCAACGAUUACUUUAUCGGACCGCGCGGCCUCGAUCACCACUCGAGAUGGCCUGUCUUCCUCCGUAUCCAUGGAAGUGUGACACCAGAAAUGGUUUUGCUUUUGCUCUUUGUAGCCGGUUGGUUGAGCAUGAUCACGCUCAUAUCGAAAUUCGUCCACGACCUUAGUGUUCACCGGCUUCUGCUCACCGUCCUCGACUUCGUCGUUGGUCUUGCCCUGAGUUUUCGAAGCUCCACAGCCUACGAGCGCUACAACGACCGUCGUAAAUACUGGACACAGUUGACUUUCGCAUCGCAGAACCUCGCUCGCCUCAUUUUGAUACACGUGGAUGAACGAUACGAGAAGGACGCUGCGCUCGGCAACCAAGAUCUGCUCGCCAAGAUCAACUGCCUGAACCUGAUCGCCGCCUACGCCGUUGCACUUAAGCACAAGCUUCGGUUUGAACCAUAUAUGCAUUAUGACGACCUAAAGCACCUCGUCGGUCACCUCGACACCUUCGCGCCUGACGCCGAUCAGCCAGACACAAGGAAGAAGCGAAACGUGUUCAACACGGUAGGCCAAUUCCUUGGGCUGCCCAUGGCUGAGUCGAACACUCGCAAAUUGCUGAAGCGCUCGCGUGUCCCACUUGACAAUCUCUCACUCGAGAUAAACAACCAUCUUAGCGUGUACAUGAAGUCGAUAUACGGCAAAGGUACUUUCAAAGUGUCCAGCUACCAGACACAGUCCCUCAAUGCACUCACAACUUUCAACGAUGUGCUUGUUGGAACUGACAGGAUCCUGAGCACGCCGCUGCCAAUCGCAUACAGCAUUGCUAUCAGUCAGAUCACAUGGGUGUACAUUCUCCUGCUGCCUUUCCAAUUGUACAAGCUUCUGGGAUACAUUACAAUCCCAGCGAGCGUCUUUGCGACAUACAUAAUCCUCGGAAUUGCGCUGAUUGGCCGCGAGAUCUAAAAUCCGUUCGGCAACGAUGUGAACGACUGGCCACUGGAUGCGUUCUGCUUGCAAAUCAGAAGGGAUGUGGAUAUCAUCAUGAGUAAGGCAGCACCGAGCAUCGAGGAGGUGGUGACACACCCAGAGAACCAACUUCUCUACCCGUUGAGCCACCUCGGCAGUGCAUUAUGGGCGGCAAAGAGUGUGAAUGAGAGCAGGGAUGCUAUAGCAAGCAAGACAGGCCUACACUUCCCGUUGGUCGAACACAACGAGCACCCCAAGCCAAGUCACUUAGUCAGUACGGAUGUCCGCCAUCGAUCGAGCCACGACCGCGCGGAGACGGGUGGAGACGGCCAUGCCCGCAGUUGCUAUAGCAGUGCAACUGAUGAUGGUGAGUAAGUCACAAAUCGUGCAAGAGCAUUCAUUGCCUUUAUCUCAGGAUGGGCACGGAGUAAAGCACGCAGCGCAGGUCUAC
Didymella exigua CBS 183.55 is the source of this 1492-nucleotide messenger RNA. RefSeq lists its product as uncharacterized. Lineage: Eukaryota; Fungi; Ascomycota; Dothideomycetes; Pleosporales; Didymellaceae. Bases 1 to 1038 code for a protein of 345 amino acids. The transcript has 3 exons. Gene Ontology annotation, molecular function: chloride channel activity. The record is from RefSeq and is a predicted model, not a curated record.